Messenger RNA from Pelobates cultripes (western spadefoot toad), 151 nucleotides. NCBI's taxonomy places the organism in Eukaryota, Metazoa, Chordata, Amphibia, Anura, Pelobatidae. The record is from the annotation of a GenBank genome assembly.
AUGGAGAGCCCUCGAGCCCAAGAAGUCAAGUUUACAGCUCCUGAGCAAGCCUGGGUCGAGAAGGAGCGGGACAAACGAGUAGCCAGACGAAAACCACAGCUUUAUCUGCCACAGAGACGCACCCAGGUGAAAUCGGGAUCCUCCAGGGACG